This is a messenger RNA of Owenia fusiformis, 983 nucleotides long. NCBI's taxonomy places the organism in Eukaryota, Metazoa, Annelida, Polychaeta, Sabellida, Oweniidae. The record is from the annotation of a GenBank genome assembly.
GCAAACACAUUUUGUUAGCUUUGAAUGCUACAAACAUGGGAUCUUCCAAUAGAUACAUAAUUCCUAGUUUAGCAGCCGUCAUUUUUGUACUCAUCGUUUUCUCAACUAUAUUGGAACGGGACUUCUCCCCAGAUCGAAUGAAUCAUAAAAACGUUAUCCAGGAUAGCAGGCCGAAACGGAUAAGUGCAAUACAUUCAAAACAAGAUGCAGAUGUAAUACAAACUGAUGAAACUACAGAGUUGAAAACUGUUGUUGUUGACAGUGAGUCAAGUGAUAUAGUGAAUAAUAAUGAGUUCAAAGCUGUACUGGAGAUUACGAAAGCAAAUGACAGAACAUUGAAUGAAACGUUGCACAACAUUAGAGUAAAUGGAAAGGAUGUUCACAAUUUUUUAGACAUAGAGAAAAUAAUACAUACUGAUUUCUAUAAAAACCUUUCCAAGAUUUCACGAAAAUGGAAUGAAAAAAGAGUAAACACAUUGACGUUAACUGGACCCUAUCUAGCCCAAAUAUUCAACUGGCUCGUUAGCGCACAUUUGCAACUUAAGGAACCAAUCGGAACGACACUAUUAGUAACACCAGAUAAAAAAUUGAAACACUUUCUAGACAACAGAAACAUUGACUGUAUUUGGGUAGAUACGUCUGAGUUUAUGCCUUCCCUUUUAAGCGAAGAUUGUAACUUCCCGAAGUGUAUCUGGCAUAUUCGACUGAUGCUGUGGCGGUCGUUAAACCACCUUGGGUUUGAUGUGGUCAACUAUGAUAGCGAUGCCUUGCCACUCCUUAACCCAAAUCCACUUUUUAAUAUGUUUCCAAAGAGUGAUAUCAUAGGAGCUAAGGGAAAUAAGAAAGGAGUAAUUAGUCAAACAUGGACUUUAGCACUCAACAUGGGAUGUGUGUUAUUUAAGAGCUCCCUGGAGAAAUGUAAGAUCGCUUAUUUGUCUUUAGUUAGCGCAGUUGUGACGAGUGACCAGAAAGUUCACAUUUAA